Molecule: messenger RNA, 1586 nt
Organism: Cydia amplana
Lineage: Eukaryota; Metazoa; Arthropoda; Insecta; Lepidoptera; Tortricidae
Gene: Mtpbeta
Product: trifunctional enzyme subunit beta, mitochondrial
Exons: 11
Coding region: 157-1578 (473 amino acids)
Biological process (GO): fatty acid beta-oxidation
Cellular component (GO): mitochondrion
Molecular function (GO): acyltransferase activity, transferring groups other than amino-acyl groups
Source: RefSeq, a predicted model, not a curated record
AUGAAAUUUCACAUCGUCGAUUUGACAGGUCAGAGUCCAACUUUUAUGAAGUUUAUAGCAACUUUUAGGGCAUUAUUAUAGUAUUUUUAGUUACUUUACAUCGUUCCAGAGUCAAUCCAAGUUAGCUGUUGAUAUCCCGUAGGAGUCCACUCAGCCAUGGCAUCCCACAUAGCGAAAACAUUGUUGAAAACUUCACAUGCCAGCUCGACGAUCAAAUUUGAUACUGCUAGGCGUGCCCUGAGCGUCGGGGCAGCGCUACAGCAAAAGAAGACCCUCAAAGACCGCACCGGCAAGAAUGUGGUGCUGGUGGAUGGUGUCCGCACCCCUUUCCUUGUCUCCUUCACCGACUACUCCAAGAUGAUGCCCCAUGAGCUUGCGAGACACGCCCUGUUGGGUCUCCUGCAAAAGACCGGCAUAGACAAGGAGCUGAUAGACUACAUCAUCUACGGCACGGUCAUCCAGGAGGUGAAGACUUCCAACAUUGGCCGCGAGGCGGCGCUGGCGGCGGGCUUUAGCGACCGCACGCCCGCCCACACUGUCACCAUGGCCUGUAUAUCCUCCAACCAGGCUAUCACUACUGGUAUCGGUAUGAUCGCGGCGGGCGCGUACGACAUCAUCGUGGCCGGCGGUGUGGAGUUCAUGUCCGACGUGCCCAUCCGGCACUCGCGCAAGAUGCGCUCCCUGCUGCUGCGCGUCAACAGGGCCAAGACUCCCGCGCAGCGCCUGUCGCUGCUCGCCACCAUCCGGCCGGACUUCUUCGCGCCCGAGCUCCCCGCCGUGGCGGAAUUCUCGUCCGGAGAGACCAUGGGCCACAGCGCGGACCGGCUUGCGGCCGCGUUCGGCGCCACCCGCCAGGAGCAGGACGACUACGCGCUGCGGUCACACAAGGCCGCGGCUAACGCCCAGGCCAAGGGGUACUUCACCGAUCUCAUACCCGUCAAGGUGGACGGUAAGGACGGUCUGGUGGACAAGGACAACGGCAUCCGCGUGUCCACGCCCGAGCAGCUCGCCAAGCUGAAGCCCGCCUUCAUCAAGCCGCACGGGACCGUCACCGCCGCCAACGCCUCCUUCCUGACUGACGGCGCGUCGGCCUGCCUGGUUAUGCCGGAGGCGAAAGCCAAGGAGCUCGGGUUCAAGCCCAAGGCCUACCUGAGGGACUUCACCUACGUCGCUCAGGACCCCGUGGACCAACUGCUGCUGGGCCCCGCGUACGGCAUCCCCAAGGUCCUGGACAAGGCCGGCCUCACCAUGAAGGACGUGGACUCCUGGGAGAUCCACGAGGCCUUCGCCGGUCAAAUCUUGGCCAACUUGAAGGCGAUGGACUCUGAUUGGUUCGGCCAGACCUACCUGAAGAGGCAGGGCAAGGUCGGCUCACCGGAUUUGUCCAAGUGGAACAACUGGGGAGGCUCUCUGUCCAUCGGACAUCCGUUCGCUGCCACCGGUGUAAGGCUGGCCAUGCACACGGCCAACCGGCUGGUGCGCGAGGACGGGCAGAUCGGCGUCAUCAGCGCGUGCGCCGCCGGCGGCCAGGGCGUCGCCAUGAUCCUGGAGAGGCACCCCGACGCCACCGCCGACUAGGCCACUCC